Notothenia coriiceps (black rockcod) is the source of this 3514-nucleotide messenger RNA. RefSeq names its product ATP-dependent RNA helicase DDX19B. Gene Ontology annotation, molecular function: nucleic acid binding; RNA helicase activity; ATP binding. The record is from RefSeq and is a predicted model, not a curated record. The transcript is spliced from 12 exons. Lineage: Eukaryota; Metazoa; Chordata; Actinopteri; Perciformes; Nototheniidae. Bases 159 to 1625 code for a protein of 488 amino acids.
CGGACAUGUGAGCGGUUGCACAGGUGCCCAGAAACGGUUUCGGCACGCCAUUGUGGAAAAUAGUAACUUUCACAUUACUGACUCAUCACUGUGAGCUUGUUUCCUUAGUUGAGUUAUCCCGAGUGACAAGAAAGUGACAAAGAAGAAACUACUCCACAAUGGCUACGGACUCUUGGGCACAGGCGGUGGACGAGCAAGAAGCCGCGGCGGACUCGAUCGGUGGCCUCACAUUAAAAGAGAAACCAGAGGCAAACGGCACGGCAGCAAUAGCAACAGACUCCAGCAGUGCAGCCGCAAAGUCGGAAGUGCAGGAAGAAAAGAAGCCUGCAGAUGAAGACGACAAAGACGACAAGGCGGCGCAGUCUUUAUUGAACAAGUUAAUUAGAAGUAAUCUAGUCAGUAACACAAAUCAAGUGGAAGUUCUUCAGAAGGAUCCCAACUCUCCGCUCUACUCUGUCAAGUCUUUUGAGGAGUUGCGACUCAAACCACAGCUGCUUAACGGUGUGUACGGCAUGGGUUUCAACCGGCCAUCCAAAAUCCAGGAGACGGCCUUACCGAUGAUGCUGGCCGAACCUCCACAGAAUCUGAUUGCCCAGUCACAGUCGGGAACAGGGAAAACAGCUGCUUUUGUCCUGGCCAUGCUCAGUCAUGUAGAACCCAACAACAAAUAUCCCCAGUGCCUGUGUGUGUCACCUACCUAUGAACUGGCACUCCAGACUGGCAAGGUAAUCGAGCAGAUGGGAAAACAAUAUGAGGAGGUCAAACUCGUCUACGCCAUCAGAGGAAACAAAUUGCCACGGGGCACAAAGCUGCAUGAACAGAUCGUCAUUGGCACGCCUGGUACCAUGCUGGACUGGUGCAGUAAAUUCAAGUUCAUAGACCCCAAGAAGAUCAAGGUGUUUGUGCUUGAUGAGGCCGACGUCAUGAUCGCCACACAGGGUCACCAGGACCAGAGCAUCCGCAUCCAGAGGAUGCUGCCUGAAAACUGCCAGAUGUUACUGUUCUCCGCCACGUUUGAAGAGACUGUGUUGAACUUCGCCCAGCGCAUUGUGCCUGAACCCAACAUCAUCAAGUUGAAGAGAGAGGAGGAGACGCUGGAUACCAUCAAACAGUACUAUGUGCUGUGCAACAGCAGAGAGGAGAAGUUCCAAGCCCUGUGUAAUAUCUACGGAGCCAUCACCAUCGCCCAGGCCAUGGUCUUCUGCCAUACAAGGAAGACUGCGGGCUGGCUGGCAGGCGAGCUGUCCAGAGAAGGCCACCAGGUGGCGCUGCUCAGCGGAGAGAUGCAGGUGGAGCAGAGGGCCGCUGUCAUCGAUCGCUUCAGAAACGGAAAGGAGAAAGUUCUGGUCACUACAAACGUCUGUGCCCGAGGUAUCGACGUCGAGCAGGUUUCUGUGGUGAUCAACUUCGACCUUCCUGUAGACAGGGAUGGUAACCCGGACAACGAGACAUACCUGCACAGGAUUGGCCGCACAGGUCGAUUUGGCAAAAGAGGACUGGCCAUCAACAUGGUGGACAGCAAGUCGAGCAUGAACAUCCUCAACAGGAUCCAGGAGCAUUUCAGUAAGAACAUCGAGAAACUAGACACGGAUGAUCUGGAUGAAAUUGAGAAAAUCGCCAGCUAAAGAGAGCAGCGUUUAUCACACCAAGGACGCCCCACUCCCCCUCCCCUCUUGGCUCUCCAAGGACUGUACGCUCCUACAGCGUUUUACGCUUUUAUUUCUUUUAGCUGUCAGAGGGAAGAGCAAAGCCACAAACGCAGCAUAUGUUUACAAGUGGAUUCUGUCUCCUCUCUGACGAGUGUUUUGUAAUUCUCGGGAACAUACCCCAUUUCACUCUUUGUACUUCUUUGAAUAAAGUCUAUGAUUUUAUUGCUGUGUAUUGUAAUAAUGCAGCCACAGUGGAAUCUGUUUAACUGAACAGAGAGUUCAAAACACUAUUUGGUUCUGGCUGUAGUGGUGGCAUGAUACAAGCUAUUCUGUAAAGAGAUUUCCCAAAAGGAAAAAUAACAAUUUUAUGUGCCACAUUGUUUUACAUUUUAAAAGUAGGAAAGUAUGAUUGAAUGUAAGCGUAUCACGUAGAUCAGUACAGCAGUUACUGUGCUGUAAAUGAAUUGACUACAAAGUGUGAAGUUGGGUAUGCUGCCGAGCGGUAGAUUAAUCAUUGAGAUUGUUAAUGAGGGUUAUGGUUGGGUUUCAAGGGUCUAUGCAAGCUUAUCAACCUGUGAUAGCUAUUUUCAAAUAAUAUCAACCUGUAUUCACAUGAAAGAAAUGAAUCCUGAAUUAACCUCAGCUUUAGCGUCAGGGUGUGUAGUCAAAUGGCUGCCUAGAGUCAUAAGACACUAAUAACUCCAAGUCAUGGACAUACAAAUAUCUUUUCUUAAGCUAGUAUUUAACCAUCAUUCACCCACACAUCUUACGCAUGUCAUUUGUAUCCUUUUUUAAAUGAUUACGACUUUUAUCAGGAUAUCUUGGCACCACUUCCGAUCAUUAAUCAUUUUAUUUCUAAUGUGGACAUCAGUGUCACUCUUCAUCAUUGUUUCCAAUCAGGGUCUCCAGUUUGACCUGACUCAGCUACAUUCACCCAGACUGUGCUGUUAUUAUAACGCAAUGCCUUCCUCAAGUGCAUUAUAUAUACAUAUGAUUUUGUUUCUAAGACAUUGGGCUUCAUAUUCUGACUAACACUUGACAUUUUGAUUAUAUAUUGAGCGUCUUUAGGAUGUGUGAAACCAAAUGCUGAAUUGACUGAGGACCUAUGCCAAUCAGAUUCAUUGUGUUGCUUCAACACUGACGCAUGGAUAAAUAAACAUGUACUUGUGUACAUAUAAAAAAAGAAAUAGGUUAAAGUAGUGCAAAAAAAACAUUCCUCACAAGGUUCAAUUUUGACAGACGCGGCUCUUCGAAUACGGUGAGCCUAAAUCAGUUCAUCUUGCAUCAGAGGUACAAAAUAAUAGGAACAGUGGGUGGUCUGGUGCGUUUGAUCAACACGCUGGAACAUUAAGAGCAGGGAUUUAACCUCGUACAAACCUCAUCUGGCUCUCACCGAAAUUAAGAAGACGGCUGGUGGUAGUCCGGUUUUAAUGGACUGUUUACGGACGAUUAGAAACAAGUGAGAGUGCUCUGAAGACUUUCGGGUAAAGAACCAAUGUAUGCAGUUUUAUUUGGACAUCUGGAUGUAAAAAUGAUCAGUGAGUGUGUGCAUUUUGUUGAUCCAUAAUGUAAAAAACCACUGGACCAGAGCCAUGGACACUCAAAGCAGUUUUGGCUACAGGACUUGACACUCCUCUUCUCCACCUGUUGUAUACCUUGUUUGAUUAUAUUCAGAACCUACCAGAACCCUGUUCAUACACAUAGGAGUAAUACUGCCUGACGAGGCUUAAAGAACGUUGUCUGUAACCUGAAGGUCAUGUGUAGACAAUGAUAGGUUCAAGGUGUGUGGUAUUCUGUAGCUGAGCUGCGUUCAUGGACACAGUUUAUGUAUUGUUAAUAUGAAUUAAAACAACAUGAACAUGUUA